This is a messenger RNA of Asterias rubens (European starfish), 3267 nucleotides long. Its product is annotated as WD repeat-containing protein 60-like. Gene Ontology annotation, biological process: intraciliary transport. Gene Ontology annotation, molecular function: dynein heavy chain binding; dynein light chain binding. The coding region runs from base 299 to 2899 and encodes 866 amino acids. Lineage: Eukaryota; Metazoa; Echinodermata; Asteroidea; Forcipulatida; Asteriidae. Gene Ontology annotation, cellular component: cytoplasmic dynein complex. The transcript has 27 exons. The record is from RefSeq and is a predicted model, not a curated record.
ACAUCAGAAUUUCUGGCGGUGAAUCAACAGAAAAUAGGCUGCCACUGGUGAGAGUGUGAUGUUGUCAUGGGCUUCAUCUGUGCUGGUUCAUUAUUGCAACCGCUAGCUACUACUAGUACUACUACUAGUACGUAGUACUGCUAGGGCCUACUUACUACUGAGUUACAGCGUAACCAUCUGAGUGUCAGCAGUCAGUGUUUUUAGUAGUUGUACCACUAUUCCUGCCUACGUAGUAUUUUAGUAAUACAAAAACACCUUUAAAAACACCAACCAGCAGUGCCGAUUUCACAGUGAGACGAUGUCAUCAAAAAAGGAGAGAAACAAAGAAGACACAUGGAAAGCAGAUGAGCUCGGGAAGUCAAUCAAGGAUGCAUUGUUGGAUACCCCAGAAAGGAAACACAGGAGUUCAACGAAAAGAAAGUCAAAGGAGACUCAUAAAAAAGCAGACGCCAAAGAUGACUUUCAUACGAAAGAUAUGCAUUUGAUAGAUGAUAAAGCACAGAGACUGCUCAAUCAAAAUGAUGGAGCCCCUGCAAGUCUGCAUAAAUCUAGAAGUAAUAAAAAGGAUGUUCGAAAUCAGCCACAGGACACAGACAAACCUGACAGGCCUCAUCAAAAAGAAAGGAGGAGAUCUAGAAGAAAAGAUUCCAUGGAAACAGAAUUUGAUGACAAAAAAGCAGGAAAACCACGUAAUCAGAAAAAUCAGGAAAAGGGACAGAUCAAUAGUGACAGACCAGGAACGCAAACAGACUACGAAGACCACAAACAGAUCCAGAAACAAAUCAAAGACAUACCAAGAAGUUUUGAGAAAGAGCAACCAUCGGAACAGGAUGUUCAGAUUUUGAUGAAAGGAAAAGACAUGGACCUUCUAUCGGAUAGCCAGAACCCUGAGGACAACUAUGAUGAUGACUUUGAGGACUUUGAUGAUAAUGAUUCUGAAGAUGUGAAUCAUGACAUUGACUACAAAAACAAGAAAGAUGAGGAAUUGUCUGAGGUAGCAGCCUUGAGAAGGGCUAUGGAAAAAGAAAACAAUGCCAUAUUACGUCAAAGCUGGGAAGUGACAUCUGCCUCAUCGAAGUCAAGUGUACCAUCAAGCAGACCUGCCAAAACUAAGUCAAGACAGACAUUCAUCAACUUCACUACAGCUAGACAGAGGCAGAUUAACUCAAAACUAUCUAAGAAGACAAUGCAGCGUGGCUUUGAGCUUAUGAAUCUCAUUGAAUUGGAUGUCUCUGCUUUCAGUCUUUUGGAAAUGACUCCAGUGAAAGUGUAUGAGCUGUAUAUUAAAGCUUAUGGACGGUCAAACACUAAACAAGCUUUUGUUCAGUGUCAUGAUGAUGUAUUGGAUCGAGAGAUUCAGAGUGAGGCUAUUGAGACAACAGAUGUAUGGACUCAGUACCCAAGUGUAGGAACUUCCACAGUUAAUGAAUACCCUGAAGACUUUGCAGAACAUGAUGAUGAUAAUGCUCUAUUAAAAGUCCAUUCACUCAGACUUGCUCAGUUCAUAGAAAAUGCUGGUCAGGUGAUGAAUGCUAUCAUUGAGGAAACUGCCAGUGAUUACAACAAGAGUGAUAUUACAAUGAAUCAGCGUAGUAUUCUAUUCAGUCAGGGCUACAACCGACUUCAGUCAGAUUUACCCUUUCUCAGAGGUCGCCAUGUGACACAUGCUCAGUUCCACCCAGUUCAGACCAAUCUGUUAAUGACAGUGUAUUCCAUGCCAAAUAUGCUUGAUGAAACUUUCUCUGAUCAAACAAUUGUUUGUGUUUGGAAUGUCCAGGAUUCAUACAAACCAUUUCGAAUCUUGACAUGUAAGUCUGAGGUGAAGACCUGCUGCUUUAGCCCUAUCAAAACAGCAUUUGCAUUUGCAGGAACAGCAGAUGGAGCUAUCUUAAUUUGGGAUUUACGUGAGCCAUCUAGUAUGCAUCAUAGGAUCCAAAAUGAUGGCAUUCAGUUGUGUGUACGAGUACCAACUUACAGUACUAAUGGAGUGCAUAAAGAUGAGGGGCACCAGUGUGCAGUGGUCACAGUGCAACCAUUGACAACAUCUGAUGAUAGUCUAAAAGCAUCCGCUCGCAAUGCAGAUUCAGCCAAAUACAGUGAAGACAUGCGUGGACUUUCUUUCCAGUUGGCCUCUUUGGAUGAACAGGGUGUGAUUCAGUUUUGGGUUGUGAUUGAAUUGGAUCAAACUGAUAGUGCAGGUUCAUCAACAGAUCUUGGUCUGGUUCCAAGUGGUAAAGUAAAACUCAUCAAAAGUUCAGCGAUUGUUUUGGACAAAUACAACAGGAAGACAUCAAAAGCAAUCCAAGCCAAGGACAUGAAGUUGGCGCUGAACGAUCCAAGCCAUUUUUAUGUGGCUACAGAUUCGGGGAUUUUGCAUGGAAGUCGUCAUGGUGAUAGAGUUUCUCCAAAAUACCACAGAAGGUCCAUAGCUGCUCCUGUCAACGUGGUCCAAUUGGACUUUUCUCCGUUUGGUUUGCCUUAUUUUCUGGCAGCAAGCACAGAUGGUUGCAUAUGUUUGUACAGCUUGGCAUUCGAGUUACCAUUACUGACUUGGAGUAGCUCUACAGGUGAUUUGCCUGUUGUUUCCAUUUCAUGGUCACGUAGUCGCCCUUCAGUUUUUUAUGUUGUUGAUGUCACAUCAAAGGUCUAUGUGUGGGAGUUAUUGGUUUGUCAGGGAGGACCAGUCAAGACAGAGCAGUUCUCACAUGGCAGGUUGACUUUGAUUGAGCUAUCCAAUGACCACGCAGCUACUGGAAGAGGUAUGCAAGGCUCAAAACCUGCAAUGGUAAUAACAGACGAUUCCGGAGCUGUUGAUGUCCAUGUUAUUAAUAAGCACUUUUCGGUUGCUGGUCCAAAUGAAUUGGAAAAUAUGGCCUCAUUUCUCAAUACCUUAAGUUAAUUACUGAAACCAUCAUUGUAUCUGUAUUUUAGUUAAUGAGCUUUUUUGUGACGUACUAAAUAUUGUAUGUUUUUUAAGUAAUUCAACACGUUCGCAAGUGAACAAUGUGAACAAAACAAUGUUUUGACUUGGAUGUCAUGUAGGCUUUAAUACUUCAAUAAUGAAAAAUUGACUGUACUUUUUACAUAUGGUCUUCAUAUCAUCAGUAAUAGUCUCUUAGGGGCCAUUCAUAAUUUUCAAUGUUUUAAAAUUUCGAUUUCUUUUCCAAAGAUUUUUGACCCACCCCUAAUUUCGAUUAUAAAACCAUUGAUUUGCUAUGUGCAGUAUUAAAAAUAAAACUACAUGUGGUUGCAUUAUGCAUACUUUAA